Molecule: messenger RNA, 725 nt
Organism: Lagenorhynchus albirostris (white-beaked dolphin)
Lineage: Eukaryota; Metazoa; Chordata; Mammalia; Artiodactyla; Delphinidae
Gene: HPCA
Product: hippocalcin
Exons: 3
Coding region: 10-591 (193 amino acids)
Molecular function (GO): calcium ion binding
Source: RefSeq, a predicted model, not a curated record
UCGGUGGCCAUGGGUAAGCAGAACAGCAAGCUGCGGCCCGAGAUGCUGCAGGACCUGCGGGAGAAUACAGAGUUCUCAGAGCUGGAGCUGCAGGAGUGGUACAAGGGCUUCCUCAAGGACUGCCCCACGGGCAUCCUCAACGUGGAUGAGUUCAAGAAGAUCUACGCCAACUUCUUCCCCUACGGUGACGCCUCCAAGUUCGCGGAGCAUGUCUUCCGCACCUUUGACACCAACAGCGAUGGCACCAUCGACUUCCGGGAGUUCAUCAUCGCGCUGAGUGUGACCUCACGUGGCCGCCUGGAGCAGAAGCUCAUGUGGGCCUUCAGCAUGUACGACCUGGAUGGCAACGGCUAUAUCAGCCGUGAGGAGAUGCUGGAGAUCGUGCAGGCCAUUUACAAGAUGGUUUCGUCCGUGAUGAAGAUGCCGGAGGACGAGUCGACCCCGGAAAAGAGGACUGAGAAGAUCUUCCGCCAAAUGGACACAAACAACGACGGCAAGCUGUCCUUGGAGGAGUUCAUCCGCGGGGCCAAAAGCGACCCGUCCAUCGUGCGUCUGCUGCAGUGCGACCCCAGCAGCGCCUCCCAGUUCUGAGCGAGGAGCCAGGUUUCCCCUCCCUGCCUUCACUGGCCCUCUCCCGGCUCUCAGCUUCCUCGCCCUUGUGUCUGUCCAGGCUGGGGGUCAGAUUGCCACCCCCAGGGUCUGCACUCUGAGGGGCCUAUGGAGAA